Messenger RNA from Trematomus bernacchii (emerald rockcod), 165 nucleotides. RefSeq names its product bridging integrator 1b (gene bin1b). The record is from RefSeq and is a predicted model, not a curated record. Gene Ontology annotation, molecular function: phospholipid binding; tau protein binding. Lineage: Eukaryota; Metazoa; Chordata; Actinopteri; Perciformes; Nototheniidae. Gene Ontology annotation, cellular component: cytoplasm; plasma membrane; synaptic vesicle.
CUCAACCAGAACCUGAACGACAUCAUGACCAAACUGGAGGAGCAGCGGGAGAUAAAAAAAGGAGGCAGUGAAGCAGCAACGACAGAAGAGAGUGCCAAGAGCGAGGAAGCAACCACAGUGAAGCGGCCAGCCCACCACCCAAAGGUAGACACAUCUUCUAGAUGA